Molecule: messenger RNA, 3683 nt
Organism: Engraulis encrasicolus (European anchovy)
Lineage: Eukaryota; Metazoa; Chordata; Actinopteri; Clupeiformes; Engraulidae
Gene: snd1
Product: staphylococcal nuclease and tudor domain containing 1
Exons: 24
Coding region: 136-2874 (912 amino acids)
Biological process (GO): mRNA catabolic process; regulatory ncRNA-mediated gene silencing
Cellular component (GO): cytosol; RISC complex; nucleus
Molecular function (GO): nuclease activity; RNA binding
Source: RefSeq, a predicted model, not a curated record
GGUAUCCUUCCGGUUAAGCUUGUUUGAUCAUCAGAGCCCAGUUCUUUCCCCUUCUUGGCAUUCAGUGAAACAGUCACACAGGGCUCGCGGUUCCUCACUUGUCUUUCCCCAAACGGUUAACAUACACCUUCGGACAUGGCAUCUUCGAUCUCGGCACAGGGGCAGGCAAACCCGGCUCCUGCUCCGCAACUGCAGAGAGGAAUAGUCAAGAUGGUGCUGUCUGGAUGUGCUGUGAUUGUCCGUGGCCAGCCCCGAGGAGGACCCCCACCUGAGCGACAGAUCAACCUGAGCAACAUACGGGCUGGUGCGCUGGCUCGCAGAGCUGCCCAGAGUCAACCAGAUGCUAAGGACAUUCCAGAUGAGCCUUAUGCUUUCCAGGCACGAGAAUUUCUGAGGAAGAAGUUGAUAGGCAAGGAAGUAUGCUUCACUGUCGAAAUCAAGACUGCACAGGGUAGAGAAUACGGCGUGGUAUACCUUGGAAAGGACACGUCGGGAGAGAACAUUUCAGAGGCCUUGGUGGUGGAGGGUCUUGCCACAGUUCGCCGAGAAGGCAUCAGGGGAAACAACCCUGAUCAAGCAAGACUGUGUGACUUGGAAGAUCAGGCCAAGUCUACCAAGAAGGGCAUGUGGUCUGAGGGAGGUGGCUCCAGCACUGUUCGGGACCUGAAAUACAGCAUCGAGAAUCCACGCAACUAUGUUGACUCUAUGCAUCAAAAGCCUGUCAAUGCCGUCAUUGAACACGUAAGAGACGGCAGUGUAGUGCGAGCACUUCUUCUACCUGACUGCUAUCUAGUGACCAUCAUGCUGUCUGGUGUCAAGUGCCCGACGUUUAAGCGAGAGGCGGACGGAACGGAGACACCAGAGGCAUUCGCCGCCGAGGCAAAGUUUUUCACCGAGUCGCGGCUUCUUCAGAGGGACGUCCAGAUCAUCCUGGAGUCCUGCCCAAACCAAGUCAUCCUCGGCACCAUAAUGCAUCCGAAUGGGAACAUCACAGAGCUGCUGUUGAAGGAGGGCUUUGCACGCUGUGUGGACUGGUCUAUGGCAGUUUACACUCAGGGAGCGGAGAAACUUCGUGCUGCUGAACGAUCGGCUAAGGAACGCAAAGUUAGAAUCUGGAAGGACUACGUCGCUCCCACUGCCAAUCUGAAUGAGAAGGACCGUAAUUUUGUUGCCAAGGUGAUGCAGAUAGCUAAUGCUGAUGCCAUUGUUGUGAAGCUGAACUCUGGUGACGACAAGACCAUACAUCUCUCGAGCAUUCGACCUCCAAGGCUUGAAGGCGAGGAGAAAAUAAAGGACAAGGAUAAGCGCUUCCGUCCACUCUACGACAUUCCUUAUAUGUUUGAAGCCAGAGAAUUCAUGAGGAAGAAACUCAUUGGAAAAAAGGUGAACGUUACAGUGGAUUACAUCAGAGCUGCUACAGAGUCGGGCACCGUUCCAGCCUUCCCAGAGCGUACCUGUGCCACGGUAACAAUAGGAGGCAUCAACAUAGCAGAGGCUCUUGUCAGCAAAGGCCUGGCCACUGUAAUCCGGUAUCGUCAGGAUGAUGACCAGCGCUCAUCUCACUACGAUGAACUCCUCGCUGCUGAGGCCAGAGCAAUUAAGAAUGCCAAGGGUCUGCACAGCAAAAAGGAAGUUCCAAUUCACAGAGUCGCUGACAUUUCUGGGGAGACUCAAAAGGCCAAACAGUUCCUUCCGUUCCUACAGCGCGCGGGUCGCUCUGAAGCCGUGGUGGAGUACGUCUUCAGUGGAUCGCGCCUCAAGCUCUACAUGCCAAAAGAGACGUGUCUCAUCACCUUCCUACUGGCUGGUAUCGAGUGUCCUCGUGGUUCCCGAAACAUUCCAGGUGGGACUCAAGUAGCAGAGCCGUUCAGUGACGAGGCCAUGCGGUUUACCAAAGAGCUGGUCCUGCAGAGAGAGGUUGAGGUAGAAGUUGAAAGCAUGGACAAGGCUGGCAACUUCAUCGGCUGGCUGCACAUCGAUGGGCUAAAUCUCUCUGUAGCUUUGGUUGAGAACGCUCUGUCGAAGGUCCACUUCACUGCCGAGCGCAGUAACUACUAUAAGACCCUGGUGUCUGCGGAGGAGCCUGCACGUCAAAGAAAAGACAAAAUCUGGGCCAACUUUGAGGAGAAGCCUACGGAGGAAGUGGCAGCAUUGCAGUCAGAGGAGAAGGAGCGGGUUGCUAAGUACCGAUCCGUAUACGUCACAGAGAUCACAGACGAACUGCACUUCUACACUCAGGACGUGGAAACGGGUGCCCAGUUGGAGAACUUGAUGGAGACCAUGCGAGCAGAAAUUGCUGCCCAGCCGCCAGUAGAAGGUUCCUAUGCUCCACGCAGAGGUGACUUCUGUAUUGCCAAAUUUGCUGAUGGCGAGUGGUACAGAGCCAGAGUGGAGAGGGUUGAAUCACCUGCAAAGGUCAACGUAUUCUACAUCGACUAUGGCAACCGGGAGACUCUCUCUUCCACACGCCUGGCUCCCCUCCCUCCUGCUUUCAGCACCCGCACUCUUCCUGCUCAGGCCACAGAAUAUGCCUUUGCAUUCAUCCAAGUGCCACAGGACGAGGACGCACGGGCUGACGUGGUGGACACUAUUGUCAAAGACAUCCAGAACACACAGUGUCUGCUCAACGUGGAGUACAAUGGCGUAGCAUGCCCUCACGUCACGAUUCAGUUUGCCGACUCCAAAGACGACGUGGGUCUUGGACUGGUGAAAGAAGGCUUGGUCAUGGUGGACGUCCGGAAAGAAAAGUAUCUGGCAAAAAUGGUAACCGAGUAUCUGAAUGGUCAGGAGUCUGCAAAGAGUGCCAGGCUGAACAUCUGGCGCUAUGGCGAUUUCCGUGCUGACGAUGCAGAUGAGUUUGGAUACCGUCGCUGAAAUGUGCCAUUCCAAAGACCUGGUGGGAAGACAGGAUGCACACACUGACAAGAAAAAAAUAAACAUAACAUAUUUGGAGGAAAAAAAAGAAGCCUCAACUUUCAACUUUCUUCUCUCUCUCUCUCUGGUCUUUCAUACUCCGUGCAUCUCCCAGUCUUCCCCUUUGACGCUUAACGCAAAGUCUUCAAGGUUUUUCCGCCCUACGAAACCUUGGUAUUCACCCCGUAAUAUCCAGUCCUUAGUACUACUGUUAUCAAAAACGGCAGCAGUUGUCCAAUCUUUUAACCGAUCUCAAAAAUCUGUAACCCCUGUUGGAUAGACUCUGAACCAAACCUACUCAUUGAGAGGUACGCAUAAAAUGAGUUGUGUCCACAGUGGUGGGAGAAUCACCUGAAGAAUCAUGAACUCUAUAAUAGCUUGCUGACAAAACACUUCCUAUGUAUUAGAUAAUGUAUGGAAAAUGUAAAUGGAUAUUAUUUUCAAGUUAGAUAAACCAAUUCAAAGUGAACUAAUGGCUGUAUUUUUUGUCUUUAAUGUAUAUCUGAGUGUUUAAUUACAUUUAAUGACUUUUUUAUGUAGGGAGUGUUUUUUUUGUAUUGUUCUCGUGGCAAAGUGCUGCCAAUGCCUUGACAAGCAUUUCUCUCCUCUUCUGCUGUGACGUUUACAUAAUCCAGAACAGUUACGGUCAUGCCAUCUCUUCUCAGCCUGUCUCGCUCUCCUGCAAUGGCAGAAACAGUGUUUGACUGUGUUUCCCAUUUGACAGAACUUUUCAAUGUAUUUAAACCUUCUGAAUAAAACAAGCAAACCUA